AUGCGUAAAGUAGCUGCAAUUGAUGCAACAUUUCUCACUGGACAAUACAAGAGUACAUUGGUCGUUGCGACGGCACAAGACGGUGACCACCACCUAUAUCCGUUAGCCUGGGGGGUUAUUGACAGAGAAAAAGAUGCAUCAUGGAGUAUGAAAAUGUUAAUAAAGGCAAUCCUAGAUGGACCUGAUGUUGUCGUGAUUUCUGAUCGACAUAGGAGUAUAAUAAAGGUCGUCAGCGAAGUGUACAAAGAAGCAGGGCACGGAUUUUGUGCGAGACAUAUAGCACAAAAUUUGAAAGUCAAGGUUAACAAAGGCAUGGGAAGAAAAAGUUCGAGAGGUGAUACCGUUGCCGAACGGUUCUUCAAAUGCGCGGAAGCUUAUACGUUGAACGAAUUUGAAGACCUGUUUAAUGAUAUGAAGGACAUGUAUCCCAAAGUUGCGGAGUAUAUACAGAAAGAAGAACUUGAUCCCGAGAAAUGGGCAAGGUGUAAAUUUAAGCGUCAAAGGUAUAAUUUAUUGGCAACAAAUGCGGCGGAAUCAAUAAAUUCUGUAAUGAAGAAAGCCAAAAGGUUUCCGGUGCUGGGCCUUCUGGAUAUGUGUAUCUCCAAGACCGUGGAAUGGUUCGAUAGAUAUAGAGUUGAAGCAGGACGUGCCAAUUAUUCAGAAAAAAUGACACCGCAUGUUGACAAAAUGCUCCAUGAGAGCCAUGCAAUUGCAGCACUUCAUAAGGUUGGUAAAACGAAUGUUAUACCAGACUUGUGUUCUCCAUAUUAUACGCGGGAGACAUGGCAUCUUGCCUAUCAGGAAACCGUGUAUCCGGUCCCCGAUUGCUGUGAAUGGAUUAUCGAUAACCCGAAUGUUGCAAAUCUUGUGGUUAUGCCUCCUAUAAUGGAUGAGAAACGACAAUCUGGGAGGCCUAAACAAAAUCGGUAUCCUGGUCCUGGAGAAGCACGGAAGAGAAUCAAAUGUGUAGCGGAAACAUCAACAUCGGCAAUGUCAGAGAGAACAACUAUUUUGGAGUGA
Messenger RNA from Tarenaya hassleriana, 1020 nucleotides. RefSeq lists its product as uncharacterized. The transcript has 3 exons. The record is from RefSeq and is a predicted model, not a curated record. Lineage: Eukaryota; Viridiplantae; Streptophyta; Magnoliopsida; Brassicales; Cleomaceae. Bases 1 to 1020 code for a protein of 339 amino acids.